AUGACUAACGAACGAAUAAAAAAAUUAGAAGAAGAAAAACAAACUCUCGAAACUAAACUCCAAAAUACUCGCCGGGAAUUAGAUCAGUUAAAAGAAGAAGUAAAAAAAAACAAAGAUGCUUUCGAAGAAAUAAUAGAAGCAGUAGGUCGUAGUAGAGUAGGUCCUAUUAAUGAGCGUUGUUAUAAUUUUCUUGGUCGUUGCGUGGAACGAAUUAUCAACAAUGACAAGACUGAUUUAAGAUUAGCAAAAGAAGAAGUCCAACGACUUAAAGAAGAAAAGAAAUUAGAGGGAGGCUGGAUCCUUGAAUUUGAGAAAAUUAUUAGCAAAGACGAAGAAUUAAAAAACCAAUUACAAGAAAAAGUCUCGGGAAUAAUCCCUGAAAUAAAAAAAGCAGCCUUGGAAUUAAACACCAAGAUAACUAAAUAUGAUCAAUUAAAAUCCCAAUGGCAACAACAUCUUGAACAAGACAAAAAACAAUUACAGGAAGAAAUAAUUAUUUUGGAGAAGAUGAUUAAUAAAACCAAUCAGGAAUAA
Molecule: messenger RNA, 534 nt
Organism: Paraglomus brasilianum
Lineage: Eukaryota; Fungi; Glomeromycota; Glomeromycetes; Paraglomerales; Paraglomeraceae
Source: the annotation of a GenBank genome assembly